Amaranthus tricolor (Joseph's coat) is the source of this 1594-nucleotide messenger RNA. Its product is annotated as protein TUNICAMYCIN INDUCED 1. Lineage: Eukaryota; Viridiplantae; Streptophyta; Magnoliopsida; Caryophyllales; Amaranthaceae. The coding region runs from base 163 to 1473 and encodes 436 amino acids. The transcript is spliced from 3 exons. The record is from RefSeq and is a predicted model, not a curated record.
CACGUCAACCUCUCUGGAACAUUCUUCUUGAAAUAAAAAUUAAAGACGAACCAAUUUUUUAAACAAAAUUAGAGUAGGAUAGAUAAAAAAAGAAAAAGAGGUAUUUGUUAAUCGAUCAAAGAAAAAUUUAUUCGAAGUUUUUGAUUAUCUGCAGUUUUAUCAAUGGCGUCUAAUUUGUUCUUCCGAGCUUCUAUUAUGGCGUUAUUUUUAUCAAUGGCGGUUAUACCUUCUUCUUUCGCUUUCGUUUCUUCUCCCAAUGUUAAUCCUCCCUAUCCUAAAGCCUUAUCAGAUUUGAAGGAAGCUAUAAUGAAGGGAUUAGGGUUUCAAGCAGAGGAUUUUAGGAUAUCAGGGUUUGAUUCAAGGGACAUGUUGGUAGGGCAUUCUGUGGCAUAUGAAUUUGAUGUUGAAAUCAAUAAUAAGGUGCUCCCAAUGAAGCUUUUGGAGGAUGUGAAGAAAUGGGAAUAUGUUGAUAUGCCCAUUUUUCAGAUGGAAGAGCCUGUAAGGCCUGGAGAAGAGCAAGGAUUGAUUGCUAGGAAGAAGAUGAAAGAAAACAUGGGUCCUGUAUUGGCACCCUUUCAGCUUGCGGGUCCAAUGGAGCUUUGGAUUCAGGAUGCCAAUGAUAUGAAGAUCUCAUUGCCGCAUGAUGUGGAUGCUGGUGUAUUGAGGAAAGUAAUUCUUGCCGAAGGUGCUGUGGUUACCCUCACAGGUGCAAAAUCAGUAAGCUUGCGCCAGCCUCUUGAUCUUCCUCUACCCCUAAACCGAACUGAAAAUGGUUUUGCUUCCUGCCUUCUAAGUCUUGCACAGUACCUUCGUCGUGCAUCAGGCACCAAAGAAGCUCCCCUUCUUUCUCUUCGUGUAGUAGGCCCUACCUCUCUCACAUCUCUAUCUCCUUCUCCUUCCUCGCCCUCAUCGUCUAACCGCUUAAAGCUCAAACGGCUUGCACCUGGCCUAGUCGAAUUAUCUUCACCAUCCAAAAACAAACCAGUGGUAGAAUCCACCAAUGCACUUGACCUCCCAAGCAAAGUUCCCACUCUUCUAUCACCUGAACAGUUCACCACACUAUGGCCAAUAACCUCUUUGAAUGGUUCACAUUCAAAUUUGCUUGGUCUCGAAAGAUUAUUAUCUUCUGUCUUGGGUCCCAAAGCCAACAAAAAGGGUUCCUUCAGGCUAUUGAAGGCUGAUGUUUCUGCUCAGAAAUACCUAAAAAUUGGAUUCAAAGUCGAGAAGCAGCUCCGAGAAGGAGACAGAGCUAACUUGGAAGACCUUCCAGAAUGGAGGACAAAACCCGAGAAGGUUAAGCUGCAUUUCGAAGCCCUUGCCAAGGUCGAGGGGGAUAAAGUUGUACCCGAAAAAAUCACACAAAUUCAGCCUGUUAUAAUUGAAGAAUCAGUGGAUCAGAGUUUGCUGUUGGGCAAUGUUACAAUGUCCAAACUUCCAAUUGUCUAUCCACCAUCUAACCCUUUUACCUUGUAAUAAAUAAAACUCAAAUGUGGUAUUAUUUUUGAUCAUAUAUAUAUAUAUAUAUAUAUAUAUAUAUAUAUAUAUAUAUAUAUAUAUAUAUAUAUAUAUCAAUCUGCUGUAGAUAUAACAGAUU